Molecule: messenger RNA, 601 nt
Organism: Homarus americanus (American lobster)
Lineage: Eukaryota; Metazoa; Arthropoda; Malacostraca; Decapoda; Nephropidae
Product: cuticle protein 7-like
Exons: 3
Coding region: 84-557 (157 amino acids)
Cellular component (GO): extracellular matrix
Source: RefSeq, a predicted model, not a curated record
CUCCCCCCGACCUUGGUAAAGUCAGUAUAUAAGCCAGGAGGCAUAGCGAUCACUAUCAAUGUUCCAUCACUGUUCCUCUCAACAUGAAGGUCGUUCUUGUUCUAACACUGGUGGGUGUGGUUGUGGCUGACCCGUCCUACAGGCCCACUCCGUCCUACAGACCCGCCCCGUCCUACAGGCCUGCCCCAUCCUACAGGCCCACUCCAUCAUACACUCCUGCCCCGACCUACGCCCCAGCUCCCUCCUACAGGCCUGCCCCGUCUUAUAAUACUGUUCCCCAGUACAACUUCAACUACGCCGUGAAGGACGAUUACUCCGGCAACGACUUCGGCCACGAGGAAGCUCGUGACGGCUAUGACACCCAGGGGUCGUACUACGUGCAGCUUCCCGACGGUCGUCUGCAGACUGUGACUUACACUGUCAAUGGAGACUCUGGCUACGUGGCCCAAGUCUCUCACCAGGGAGAGGCUCAGUACCCCCACUACCAGCCAUCCUACUCCCCCGCCCCAGCCUACAGACCUGCACCAAGCUACACACCCACACCCUCCUAUGGCUAACUGAUAUUCCCGUAAAAAUUAUAAAUAAAGUUUUCGAGAUCAAA